AUGUCCACAAAGGAUUUGAGUGUCACAGCAAAACUCAUCAAUGGAGGUGUGGCAGGGCUUGUUGGGGUCACCUGUGUGUUCCCCAUCGACUUGGCCAAGACUAGGCUGCAGAACCAGCAUGGAAAAGACAUCUACAAAGGAAUGAUAGACUGCCUGAUGAAAACUGCCAGGGCAGACGGCUUCUUGGGGAUGUACCGAGGAGCUGCAGUGAACUUAACCUUGGUCACUCCAGAGAAGGCCAUCAAGCUGGCUGCCAAUGACUUCUUCCGGCAGCUGCUAAUGGAGGAUGGGAUGCAGCGGAAUCUGAAGAUGGAGAUGCUAGCUGGAUGCGGAGCUGGAAUAUGCCAGGUGGUGGUUACCUGUCCCAUGGAAAUGCUCAAGAUUCAGCUGCAGGAUGCUGGACGCUUGGCAGCUCAUCGUCAGGGCUCGGCCUCAGCCCCUUCCUCCUCCAGGUCCUAUAGUACGGGUUCGGCUUCCACCCACAAGCGCCCAUCUGCCACCCUUAUCGCCUGGGAGCUACUCCGCACCCAGGGCCUGGCUGGUCUCUACAAGGGUCUGGGUGCCACUCUCCUCAGAGACAUCCCCUUCUCCAUCAUCUACUUUCCACUGUUCGCCAACCUUAACAACCUCGGGUUCAACGAGAGCACGGGGAAGGCUUCCUUCGCGCAUUCCUUCAUGUCAGGCUGUGUUGCAGGUUCUGUAGCCGCCGUCACAGUAACACCUCUGGACGUUUUGAAAACGCGAAUCCAAACCCUCAAAAAAGGCCUAGGCGAGGACAGCUACAGCGGGAUCACUGACUGUGCCAGGAAACUCUGGAUUCAGGAGGGACCAUCUGCCCUCAUGAAGGGAGCAGGCUGCCGGGCCCUUGUCAUAGCCCCUCUCUUUGGGAUUGCCCAAGGGGUCUACUUCAUUGGUAUUGGGGAGCGGAUCUUAAAGUGUUUCGAGUAGAGAUAGCUGAAGCCCAAGUCCCCUGCCAUCUCUCUAGCCCAUUCAACUUCAGCUAGAUGGGGACGAGCAAGAUGGCCC
This is a messenger RNA of Enhydra lutris kenyoni (northern sea otter), 1026 nucleotides long. Its product is annotated as solute carrier family 25 member 18. The transcript has 9 exons. Gene Ontology annotation, biological process: L-glutamate transmembrane transport; aspartate transmembrane transport; malate-aspartate shuttle. Gene Ontology annotation, molecular function: L-glutamate transmembrane transporter activity; L-aspartate transmembrane transporter activity. Bases 1 to 948 code for a protein of 315 amino acids. The record is from RefSeq and is a predicted model, not a curated record. Lineage: Eukaryota; Metazoa; Chordata; Mammalia; Carnivora; Mustelidae.